This is a messenger RNA of Capronia epimyces CBS 606.96, 4233 nucleotides long. RefSeq lists its product as uncharacterized. Gene Ontology annotation, cellular component: plasma membrane; endoplasmic reticulum; cytoplasm. Gene Ontology annotation, molecular function: protein binding. NCBI's taxonomy places the organism in Eukaryota, Fungi, Ascomycota, Eurotiomycetes, Chaetothyriales, Herpotrichiellaceae. Bases 1 to 4233 code for a protein of 1410 amino acids. The transcript has a single exon. The record is from RefSeq and is a predicted model, not a curated record.
AUGUCGCAGGUCUUGCAGCCGGCUGAUGAGGUUGGCAGACUGAUCAACCUCAUACCCGUUGGCCUGAGGGAAGCGGCGCUCGAUUCUCCCACUGCUCGAGCGACCGCCGUGCACUAUGGAGAACAAGUUGAAUUGCUCGAAAAGUGGCUGGAGGACUACGUGAAGGCUACCAAUCGACUUGUUGCCGAGUCUGUGACCCUGGAGAAUGUCGUGGACAGCUUCAUCUCUCACUCGAUCCUACCCACCACCGUUUCGGAAUCCAUGUUGGACCACGACUACGUGACACUGGCCAUGAAGAGAUAUGGAGACGGAGUCAAAGAUUACUGGAUGAGCAUGAUAGCAGUGGUGAAAAGGUUGACAGUCAUGGUUGUCGAACCCAUCAAAAACUUCCUACACAAUGAUCUCCGGGCUUUCAAGGAGGCUCGUCGGGCUGUGGAAGCGUCUCAAAAGACCUUCGACCAUCUCCAAUCCAAAUAUGCCGGUCUUGGGAAAAGCAAGGAAGCGUCGUCUUUGAGGGAGGACGCUUUCCAACUACAUGAAGCCCGAAAGAUCUACAUAAAGGCGAUGACGGACUUUUUCAGUUUGACACCACAGUUUCGCUUCGCUUUGGACCGACUACUGGUCAAAAUAUUCCUGGAUCAAUGGCGUGAGUUGAAAGUCUCCCGGGACAAUACAUCCGCAACGUUUCAACGAAACUCGGACGAAAUGCAGAGAAUAAAGGGGUGGAUGAAUGAGAUGGAGGCAAGUGAGAGAGUAUUUCGAAAAGAGCUCUUAGCGGCAAAGAAGCACCUGGAAGAGGCCGCGGAGUUGACUACUCGACCAUCGCGAGAACUCGAAGACUACAGCAUGUCUACGGUCCCUCAAUUUCCAAGUCAUGCUCACACUGCAAGUGUAUCUACCUUGCAGCCGCAGCAGUCACCCAAGAAGGCCACUCCGCAGACUGGGGAGAAACAAGGUUGGCUGUUCUUACGCACAUACAGUGGCAAACCAACAAGAACGGUUUGGGUGAAGAGAUGGGCAUUCAUCCGCCAUGGCGUCUUCGGCUGGCUACUACAGGGUACCAGAGCAGGAGUCGAAGAGAGCGAGCGGAUCGGCGUUCUACUCUGCAAUGUCCGUCCUGCACCAGCAGAAGAACGUCGGUUUUGCUUCGAACUCAAGACCAAUAAGAACACCAUCCUUCUACAGGCUGAAACCCAAUCGGAACUCGUUGACUGGAUUGGUGCCUUUGAGACCGCGAAAUCGAAAGCUCUGGAUGAUGCAGAUGCCUCAAGAAACAUCGCCGGAACUGGAAACAUUCAAAGCGGCGCGGCCUUUACCAUAUCAACACCCCCGGUACCCGAGUUUGGGGCCUUGGUACUAGCUUCAACAGAACCUGGUGCCCCCGGCGACGAGAUUGGUGCUCUUGAAAAGUCCAACGCUCUGUCCGUUCCAGGCGCAGAGCAUCUUCGGGAGAGCAGCAUCGAUUUGCCUAGGAAGUCAACUACUUUGGAUGAGGGCGGCCACCGCGAGGCUGCAUCUCGCAUCAUCUCCCGACUGGACUUGCACCGCAAAAGUGCCGCCUCGCCGCAAUUUUCUCCCAGCCCAUCGACACCUACUCUUCCCGGUAGCGGUGGCAUUGCAAGCCUGAUCGCAGCCAGUCAUGGAUCGCUGCCUGUCGGCCCAGGCUUACCAAUGGUGCAAAACAUUGAGGGCGAUGCCGCAAAGUCACGCAGCACAUUUACGCUCGCGCUCCGUGAUAUGCCUCCUAGCACUCUUUCUCCCUCUACCCUGGCUUCGGUGCCGUCCCCAACCAAUCUGAGCAAGUCAGCAGUCAUCCUGACCGGGGAACGGGGACUAAGCCCUGCGCCCGACAAGACCGGAAUUCCAACGAGCUUCCUGGCGAAUAUCUGGGGCACUUCUAACACUACUGCGGUCAACCGGUCGGAACGUGUCGAACCAAGAAUCACACCCGGGGCAAAGCUGGGUGCGCAGCCAAGUCCUAUAGUGAAGCCUUCUUCUUCGCCGCCGAAACCGUCUACCUCACCAUCACGCUCCGGUACCACUCCCCAUUAUUCGAUCUCUCACCUUGACUUGGGCGUUGCCCCAUCUGGUGCACGGAGCCGCACCCCGUCGCCGACCAAGAGCGGCCACAGGAACACAAUCAGUGUCGAUCGCGAUACAUUCAAGCAGUUCAGAAGUGAGCUGCUCGUGCCCGAGUUUCCCAACUACUAUCCUCUUCAGCUGAAAUCCCAGGAUGCACAGUUCAGACUUUUGUUUCCCAAUGUUCGGCACGAUGAGCGCCUUGUCAUGGUCUUCCGAGGAACCUGGAAUCCAAGCGACCAGCAGGAGUUUCCCGGCCGCGUCUAUGUGACUUCGAGAGACAUAUAUUUCUACAGCAAUCAUCUGGGACUGGUGCUCACAACAAGCGUCCCUCUUGCCUCGAUAGACGAGGCCACCGCAGCACCUGGUCGGGAUUGCGACUUUAUCUUUCUGCAUCUUAAAGACCUUGGAAGCGAUGGAGCUGCCCGGAGAAUCACAAUCAAAACCUUUCUGGAUCCACUUCGACUUUUACAGCGGCGCUUGAACUUUUUGAUCCGAAACAGCGACUCUGACGAACCUGCGGGAUUAGAAGAGGUCAUCAAAACACUGCUCAAGAUGGAGACCGAUUCUGGAGACCGAAGUCCAAGCCUCGAGAGCUGGGAGGAUGUCUCGCCAAAUACGCCGGUGGAUACGGGCGGUCCCAAAUAUCGUGGGAGAGCGUCGACGGUCGGGACCGAAUUGAAGGGCCCUUUGCGAGUUGAUCGAGCGCUCCAUCCGACGCCAUUGAGUCGAAGAGAGUCCAAGUUCAGACUGCCGGCGCAUCCGGUGAAGUAUGUCCCCCCUGGCAACCUCCACCUCGCGGUCGAAAGAGAAUUCGACAUCAGUGCCAAGGCGUUGUUUCAUGUCAUGUUUGGAGACAAGAGUGCGCUCUGGCAGUUGCUCCAACAUGAACGUCGAGCCAAAAACCUCGGUCAAGGACCGUGGCUGAGCUUGGCAGAAGGCCGGUUGCGACGAGAAUUGGUCUUUGACAUUCCUGUUCCGACCAUGCUUGGUCAAGAGACAUACACCCAGGUUCGAGAUUAUCAAGUUGUGGACGUGACCAACGAGCAUUUAUGCUACGUGGUCACGGACAAACGGACCCCGUGGCACCUCCCUUUCCGAGACCGACAACGACUGGUGAGCAAGAUCGUUAUCACACAUGUGGCCAAAGCCAAAUGCAAGCUCGCCGUGUUCAUCAAGGUGGAAUGGUCAAGCCCCCCGUGGAUGCUUGGUGCAGUGAUCGAGCGGCAGGCAUUGCAUGACCUGGAGCUCGACUCCGAGGACCUGGCAGAUCUGGUGGCCGACCAAGUUAGGAAGCUUGGGGCACACAGUCGCACGAAGAAGGCGGUCCAGAUCUUCGGUCAAGUUGGUCACGCGACCGAGAUCACUCAACUGCUUCUGGAUGCCACGGCUAUUAAUCUUGAAUUGCGACGGCCGGUUUCGAGGACGAUGGCGAGUUUGUUGGCACAAACUGUCCUGUCUGCGGCCGAAAGUGCCGUUUCCACCAUCUUAGAGAGCCUUCUGGGGCUACUCAGUUGGACGGCUCGAUCGUUUUCCGCCAACAAGGUCAUCCUAGCUGCACUGAUGCUCAGCAUGGUAUACAACAGCUGGCACACAUACCGCGACUCUCUUGACUGGUGGCAUGAGCGCCGGGCCGCAACGUUCAUGACACGUCUAGGGGUGUCGCCAAAUGCCGUCAUGGGCAAAGCAGUCUAUACGAGUGACCUAGAUCAGAUUCUGCACCGCGAUGCCCACCUGCCUCUUCGCGAUUCGAGCCCAUGUUACAGCGUCUUCUACGACGAGCAUGAUCCCGACAACAUCGAUGUGACGGCGAAGGCUGGCCCUGGCAAGAUUCUGGGUCCAACCCAGGUCCAACGCAGCCGUCAACGGCUAGGGAUGUACAGGCACGAUUUGGUUGUGGCGGUGCGCGUGGUCAAUGUCAUCGAAAAGGAAUUGAUGCAAGCGGCAUGGGAGCAGUGGGUAAAGGACGAGGAUCGCAGGUGUCAUGUUGUCGAGGGGCUGGUGCUGGAUGGUUCGGGACCAAGCUCAAGCUCAGGCUCGGGUUCAGGACAGACGUUUGAGUCUAACUCGACGGAUACGGCUCCGGAUUUGAGGACGUGGUAUGACGAGUACUGCAGCAGCUGUCGUGAUGAAUAUACGAAGAUACAUGGGUGA